Gracilinanus agilis (Agile Gracile Mouse Opossum) is the source of this 2991-nucleotide messenger RNA. RefSeq names its product EH domain containing 1 (gene EHD1). Gene Ontology annotation, molecular function: molecular adaptor activity; calcium ion binding; GTP binding. Gene Ontology annotation, biological process: clathrin-dependent synaptic vesicle endocytosis; endosomal transport. The transcript has 6 exons. Gene Ontology annotation, cellular component: intracellular vesicle; cytoplasm; presynaptic membrane. The coding region runs from base 141 to 1745 and encodes 534 amino acids. NCBI's taxonomy places the organism in Eukaryota, Metazoa, Chordata, Mammalia, Didelphimorphia, Didelphidae. The record is from RefSeq and is a predicted model, not a curated record.
UGGGGAGGGCUUAGUUUGUUCUCGUACGCCUGCGUGCUGCGGUGGGGGCGCGGUAGGGGCCGCAGCUGCCCGGCGACCGCAGCUCCCGCCUGACGCGUGCCCCCGUUUCCCGCGCAGCGUCGGCCGCCGGCCUCGCCACCAUGUUCAGCUGGGUGAGCAAGGAUGCGCGGCGCAAGAAGGAGCCCGAGCUCUUUCAGACGGUGGCCGAGGGGCUGCGGCAGCUGUACGCGCAGAAGCUGCUGCCGCUCGAGGAGUACUACCGCUUCCACGACUUCCACUCGCCCGCGCUCGAGGAUGCCGACUUCGACAACAAGCCCAUGGUGCUGCUCGUGGGCCAGUACAGCACGGGCAAGACUACCUUCAUCCGGCACCUCAUCGAGCAGGACUUCCCUGGCAUGCGCAUCGGGCCCGAGCCCACCACCGACUCCUUCAUCGCCGUCAUGCACGGCUCGGCGGAGGGUGUGGUGCCGGGCAACGCUCUCGUGGUGGACCCGCGCCGGCCCUUCCGCAAGCUCAACGCUUUCGGCAAUGCCUUCCUUAACCGGUUCAUGUGUGCCCAGUUACCAAACCCAGUCCUGGAGAGCAUAAGCAUCAUUGACACCCCAGGAAUCCUCUCAGGAGAAAAGCAGCGGAUCAGCAGAGGCUAUGACUUCGCGGCCGUUCUGGAGUGGUUUGCCGAGCGAGUGGACCGCAUCAUCCUUCUCUUUGAUGCCCACAAGCUGGAUAUCUCGGAUGAGUUCUCUGAGGUGAUCAAGGCCCUGAAGAACCACGAGGAUAAGAUCCGGGUGGUGCUGAACAAGGCAGACCAGAUCGAGACGCAGCAGCUGAUGCGGGUCUACGGGGCCCUCAUGUGGUCCCUGGGCAAGAUCAUCAACACCCCCGAGGUGGUGAGGGUGUACAUCGGGUCCUUCUGGUCCCACCCCCUGCUCAUCCCAGACAACCGGAAGCUGUUUGAGGCCGAGGAGCAGGACCUCUUUAAGGAUAUUCAGUCGCUGCCCCGAAAUGCUGCCCUCAGGAAGCUCAAUGACCUGAUCAAGCGUGCCCGGCUGGCCAAGGUCCAUGCCUACAUCAUCAGCUCCCUCAAGAAGGAGAUGCCCAACAUGUUUGGGAAAGAGAGCAAGAAGAAGGAGCUGGUUAACAACCUGGGAGAAAUCUAUCAGAAGAUCGAGCGGGAGCACCAGAUCUCUCCCGGCGACUUCCCGAAUCUCCGGAAGAUGCAGGAAUUGCUGCAGACUCAGGACUUCAGCAAAUUCCAGGCCUUGAAGCCCAAGCUCCUGGACACCGUGGACGACAUGCUGUCCAAAGACAUCGCUCGCUUAAUGGUGAUGGUGCGCCAGGAGGAGUCGCUCAUGCCCUCGCAGGCGGUGAAGGGCGGAGCCUUUGAUGGCACCAUGAACGGGCCCUUCGGCCACGGCUACGGAGAAGGGGCCGGAGAGGGCAUCGAUGACGUGGAGUGGGUGGUGGGCAAGGACAAGCCCACCUACGACGAGAUCUUCUAUACCUUGUCUCCCGUCAACGGCAAGAUCACCGGGGCCAACGCCAAGAAGGAGAUGGUGAAGUCCAAGCUCCCCAACACGGUCCUGGGGAAAAUCUGGAAACUGGCUGACGUGGACAAAGAUGGGCUGUUGGAUGACGAGGAGUUCGCCCUGGCCAACCACUUGAUCAAAGUCAAAUUGGAAGGGCACGAGCUCCCCGCUGACCUGCCCCCACACCUGGUCCCUCCCUCCAAACGGAGGCACGAGUGACGCUCGAUUCUUCCCUCGCCAGGAGGGCUGCUGCCCCCCUCUUGCCCCUCUGCUUCCCAGGGGGAGCAGAAGCUGGGGGGGUCCCAUUCUCAGUGCUCCCUUGCCGUGUCUGUUCCAUAAAGACCUAACUAACAGAUGGGUUUUUGCAGCUCUCGAAAAGGAAAGCCACCACUUAAAAAACAAAAAGAAAAGAAAAACUUAUUCCAAGCCUGGUGGGGAGACAGGGGUAGCGCUUGUCAAUGUUGGAAUUUUGUGCACAAGAACUAUGGAUAUUUUUAAUACAUGAAGGCAGUAUUCUUUCUUGCUCCCUCCCCGCCCCGUCCGUGGCCCCCUCCCGCCCCCACGUAGCCCAACAGAAGAGACCCCGCCAGGUUCCUUCCCCCUGGCUAGCCAGCUACACGGUAUUCCCAAAGAGUCCGCGGAAGGAGCUUCCUUCUGCCCCCGCCUGGCCGCACGCCACAAGCCCUCGACCCCCUCCUGGGGCCGUUGGUCGCUCUGAGUCCUCUAGGCCAGACCCCAGCGUGGAGGGGCCCGGCCUCCCCCUCCUCUGUCCUUGACUCCUCGUGGUACUCGUGCCUUCGCCCGCCCCUUGGCCCCACUCGGGCACUGUUGACUCUCCUUCCCCAGAGCCUCGCCCGUGUCACACCAGCUUCCAUCUCCCCGGGAAGUCCCCGAAGCCCCACGGGGUCACGUCUUCCGGGGAGAACCAGCGCCGUUCGGUUGCUUUGGUUUCCUCUUCGGCUCCGGGUCUGGCAGUUUCCGGCUGUUCUCGACGCCUUUCCCCAAGCGGCCCGAUCCAGGAGUCACUGAUGUCCCUGUUCUUCCGUUUCAGACCCUCUGAGUCAAGACGGCGCCCCCCGCGCCCCCAGGGUCGCAAGCUCUGCUCUUGGGGGUUUCCCAGAAGACCCAUCAGCAGUGAGCGCUCGGCGGCCCCAGGGGGCUUCCGAACGAGGAGACGAGGCCCGUCUCUGGGCCGCCAUGAGGAAGCCAUCGAUCGGCCCAUGAUCUGGUGUCGGGCAGGACCCGUGAGGCCCCCGGAGGGAGGAGCCGUGCCCUGCCGAGCCCCCAGAAAAUGGCGGCAGCGUUUUGGUUCCGAGGGGCUAAAUGUGGGGGGCGCCACUGUGGGGGGGCGCGUCGGGGGGCGCAGCUCUUAUUCUGAGGCUCUUAUUUAUAUUCAUGUGCAAAACGAACCUGAAAAGUCUCAAGAUGUUUUUUCUUGCAUUAAAAAAGGAGAAAUGGUGCCUAA